UCAUGCUGCUGCCAGGUCCAGAGUGUGUCAUGGGUCCCUGUACGGCCUCCCAUUGCUGCUGACUCAUCGCCACACUCUGCCAUGUGCCACUUUCAGGUCUCCUCACACUGCUGGUGGGUUCCAUUUUGUCAUAGGGUGCUGGCAGAUUACGGGCCUCCCAUGCUGCCCAGGCCCGUAAUCUGCCAUGGGCCCCCGUACCGCCUCCUCAUGCUGCUGCCAGGUCCAGAGUGUCUCAUGGGUCCCUGUACGGCCUCCCAUUGCUGCUGUCUCCAUCACCACACUCUGCCAUGUGCCACUUUCAGGUCUCCUCACACUGCUGGUGGGUUCCAUUUUGUCACCCAUUGCUGCUGCCUCCACCGCCACACUGUGGCUCCACACUCUGGUUUUGGCCCCGUGACUGCCCAAAUGAGUGAAGUGUGCGGUGAUUCUAAGAUCGACGGCACUCAUCUGCAUGUCAUACUG
Messenger RNA from Staurois parvus, 462 nucleotides. The record is from the annotation of a GenBank genome assembly. Lineage: Eukaryota; Metazoa; Chordata; Amphibia; Anura; Ranidae.